CCUGGGCUGGGAACCAGGGGAAGUUGCAACAAGUUAAGCUGAAGACUGAAGCGAGAGCUGGGUCAGGAGACAUGAGCAUUGAGGAAGACAACACUAGAUGUCCUUUACCUAUCUUGGGCUUGAAUCUUGACCAACAAGAGCCACGGGAUUUUUUUAAAGGUGGCCACUCUAACUGCACUGGACCUCUACAACUAUGGCCUCCUGCCCAGACUCAGAUAAUAGCUGGGUGCUUGCCGGCUCUGAGAAUCUACCUGUGGAGACUCUAGGCCCAGAACCCAGGAUAGACCCUGAAUCUGAGGGAAACCCCCAGGCCCUUCAGGACUCCUCCAAGGCAGAUGGCAAAGAAUUAGCUGGGACCUUGGAUGGAGAAGAGACGCUUUUCCAGACGGAAAGUUCCCAGAGUGAAAGUACUGCUCUGCCAGAGGAGUCUGAGGCCAAGGGCACUCUGGGAGGUGAUGGUCAUGGGACAGAGACCCCUGGAGACACAGUGGUCCAGGAAGAUUUGCAGGAGACUCCUGAGGUGACGAACCUUGGACCAGACACACAGGACCUGGAGAGUGAGAUCCAUCCACAGAACCUGCCCUCGAGUCCCAGAACAGUUUGGAAAGAGCAUCACUGCUCCAGCAGUGACGAUGACACUGACGUAGAUGUGGAGGGUCUGCGGAGACGGAGGGGCCGGGAGCCCAGCCCACCCCAGCGCAUGGUACCCGAGGAUGUGGAGGACCAGGCCAAGGGCGAGGGCAUAGGUGGAGAGCUGGGCAUCUCCCUCAACAUGUGUUUCCUGGGGGCCCUGGUUCUUCUGGGCCUGGGGAUCCUCCUGUUCUCUGGUGCACUGCUGGAGCCCGAGACUGGGCCCAUGGAGGAAGCUGAGUUGCAGGUCUUUCCGGAAACUGGGCCAGAGACUGAGCUGGUAGACACUAUGGGGAACAGGCAGGAUGAAAUACAGCAGCUGCAGGCCUCGGUGCCACCAGACAGUGUCCCCAACCUGCAGAGUAUGGGGCUUCUGCUGGACAAGCUGGCCAAGGAAAACCAGGAUAUUCGGUUGCUGCAGGCUCAGCUGCAGGCUCAGAAAGAAGAGCUUCAGAGCCUGUUGCACCAGCCCAAUGGGCUAGAGGAGGAGAAUGCCCGGCUCCGGGAAGCCCUGCAGCAGGGCAAGACCUCCCACCAGGCCCUAGAGUCAGAACUACAGCAGCUAAGGGCCCGACUCCAAGGGCUAGAGGCUAACUGUGUCCGGGGUGUAGAUGGGGUGUGUCUCAACUGGGGUGGAGGUCCACAAGGUGGCAAGGCCACCAAGGAACAAGGCCACAAGGGGCAGGAACCAGACCCCAGCUUAUUGGAGCAGCAUAAGCAGCUUGAGGCUGAGGCCAAGGCCCUAAGACAGGAGCUGCAGAGGCAGUGGCAGCUCUUGGGUUCUGUGCACCGUGACUUGCAGAGGGGCUUGCAAGAUGUUGGCCAGGGAGCCCCAGCUCACGCUGGCCUGGCUGAACUUGGUCACAUGUUGGCCCAGACGUUGCAGGGCCUAGAGAACCAGGGUAUUAGCACUGGCAGGUCCUCCAAUGACUCGGAGGCAUGGUUCCAGAAGAAGCCUCACUUCCAGAAUCCCAGGGAGUGGAGUGGGAAGGAGAAGUGGCGCAGUGGGCAGAGGGAUCAGAAGGCUGAGCACUGGAGGCCACGGAAGGAGGAGUCUGGCCAGGAGAGGAAGAGGAGCUGGAGGGACGAGGGCAGGGAAUUCACAGGACACUGGAAGGAAGACAGGCUGAGGGCAGAAGAAUCGGGGAGCAGAAAGGACAGCAAGCGGCAGGACCCAAAGGUACACCCUAGGAAAAGUGGGAACCCACACUCUGGAGAAAGGCAGAAGCAUUCUUGGGGGAAAGACAACAGCCCUGGCACCCUGUCCUCCUGGGAGGAGCUGCUGAGGCGCAAGUACCGGCCCCCUCAGGGCUGUUCAGGUGUGGCCGACUGUGCCCGGCAAGAAGGCCUGGCCCUCUUUGGCGUGGAGCUGGCCCCAGUGCGGCAGCAGGAGCUGGCCUCUGUGCUGAGAGAAUACUUGGCUCGGCUCCCCUGGGCUGGGCAGCUGACCAAACAGCUGCCCCUCUCACCUGCUUACUUUGGAGAAGAUGGCAUCUUCAGGCAUGACCGCCUUCGCUUCAGGGAUUUUGUGGAUGCACUGGAAGACAGCCUGGAGGAGGUGGCACUGAAGCAGACAGGUGAUGAUGAUGAAGUGGAUGACUUUGAGGACUUCGUCUUCAGCCACUUCUUUGGAGACAAGGCACUGAGGAAGAGGUCAAGAAAGAAGGAGAAGCACUCUUGGAACCCCAGAGUUGUGGGACCCCGGGAAGAGCACAGCUGCCAUCCCCACCACCAUUACCAAGGCUGAGCCCUGCUCCUGCUGCAACAGACAGCCUUGGCGUGUACCCAGCUCAAGAUGCCUGGAAUUGUGUGACCCUAGAAGCUAUGCUCCUACUGUCCAGCGGGCCCCUCCUGGCUCGCUAGUGCCCUUGAAUGCCCUUCACAGAAGAGAGCAAAGCACUUGGCUCUGCACUGGUACCACUUUUGCUAAAAAAAAAAAAAAAAAAAAAAAAAAAAAAAAAGGGCUAUAGUCGGCACUACUGAACUGGUUAAGCAAAUCUAUACAAAUGAUAAAGGCCCUAGGUACUAAGCAUCAUAUAGGGGCCUGCUGGGGAAGACUCUUAUUCUGAAGCCAGAGAGCUGUCCUUUUGAGUCCACAGCAGCGCCUACUACCCUGCACUGGAGCUGCUGGUUGGAGACUUAGCUCCAGACUUGCCUUGGGGUUUUGUUAGCUUUGUUAGAGACAGCUGUCACUAAGCCUGAGGAGCCCUCACCACGCCUCUUGCGGCUUUCACCUCCUCACCAGAGCUGUACACCAUGGUGGGGCUCUGUCACUUGAGGUGGUCUCUAAAUGCAAGGGACCCCUUGCAGUCACCACUCCAGUGUUUAGGCACAAUCUAGACACUGUACUCCCUCUCCAGGCUGAGUGGCCUCAGGCCAGGUCAUCCUCCAAGUGUGCUGUCCUUAUCCUCAGAAAGAGGCCCGAAGGGAAUGGAGUAAAUAAAGCAAAGAAGCAAACAUCUUGUUUCUGCCACA
Molecule: messenger RNA, 3105 nt
Organism: Grammomys surdaster
Lineage: Eukaryota; Metazoa; Chordata; Mammalia; Rodentia; Muridae
Gene: Pbxip1
Product: PBX homeobox interacting protein 1
Exons: 12
Coding region: 194-2377 (727 amino acids)
Source: RefSeq, a predicted model, not a curated record